Molecule: messenger RNA, 1909 nt
Organism: Somion occarium
Lineage: Eukaryota; Fungi; Basidiomycota; Agaricomycetes; Polyporales; Cerrenaceae
Source: the annotation of a GenBank genome assembly
GUUGCAUUCGAUGGAUUUUGAUCAGAGGCUCCGAGUCGCGACUUCGCACUUAAGUCGUUACUCAAGAACCCUGUCAUUCUUAGUAGUGUAACUGCCAGGAGAGCACUUAAGGAUCCCUUCAAUGCUGCGUACAUCUUCCACCUUCGAUUCCGGCCUGUCGCGUGAGGCACGUAGUUUCGAUCUGCCAUCCGAACUGGUGAUCAAGAUACUAGCAUGUCUGUCUCCUCUCGAUCUUCUCGUCUGUCGUCUGGUUUGUACAACGUUUGACUCGAUCAUAUGUGGUACUGCCGUCUUGCAGUACAUUCUCGACUUGCAUCGAUAUGGUUACGCCGAUCGCCCUUCCAUAGCUUCCCCAACCUCCGAUCGCCUCCAGGCCUUGCAUGAGAUUCAGAAUACCUAUUCGCAUUCAAAUCCCAGGUUGACGCAGACCAUCAUCCCAAAUCUAGCUGAUUGCGUUCCUUUUCCUCCUCCUUAUAAGGUCCAAAUCAUGAACCAUCAUGGCGCUCAUAACGGGAGUUUCUUCCUCGUAGUGACAGGCGUGCACGAUCCGGAGUUGUUUUGUCUUUUAGAUGUGACAACCGUUGCCGAUUCCUUGACACUCGGAACGGGAAAUGUUGUCCACAUUGAUCGUCUCGCAGACUUAAUGCCCCAUGUAUGGUUUUGUUUUGUUGAUCGAGAUCAGGACGUCUUGAUAACCGUGACGGUUCAUUUGGGAAGCAAUCGUGUUCUACAUAUUAUGUCGCUCUGCGAAGGCAUUUCUCACCCUCGUGCUUGCAUGCCUUACAUUGCAGUCCCUAUGGUUAAGCCAGAUGGAUAUGUUGAGGUCAUUGACAUCCAGGGAGACUAUUUUACUGUGAAGGCAGGGGGAAACUAUGAGUAUCGCAUUCAUACUGAUAUUCAUCUAUAUCACUGGCCAAGUGGCACACAUGUCAAGCAUUGGGCAAUGACAGAGACCCAUGACUGCCUUGAUGCUGCUUUGACUGAAGAUGGGUUUAUUCUUGUCAGUGUCAGGUGUCAUGAACCAGAGGAAAAUUUGCACAUUCAAGUAUGGCAUAUUGAGAAUGUCUUUGAAGCCAUUCAUAUUGCAACAUUCUGCUUGCCACACAUGAUAGACCAUGCUGGUUCAUGGUUGAUUUGUUACUGGUGCAGAAGAUCCAGCAUGGCUUCUCCUUCUUGUGCUGUCAAACCAACAUAUCCUGGCCCUCUACUACAUCUUUCAUUCCAUAACAGCUACAGCCUCUUCACAACAGUUGACACCUUUCUUCCACCAUACUCAUGGAAAGAACACUCUUCCACAGAGAUUCCAAUGUUUUCUUGGUUAGAGUGGGGCCCUCUGCAUACAAGAGUCAUCAAACAAUCACGGGAUCUUCGCUGGGUAACCACAGUCAGUGGCUAUCAUGUCAUAUUCCCACAUUGCAUCUGGGAUUUCAGCAAAGAAAGCCUCAGACUUGCCAAUGACAUGCAGAACCAAAUGACAACAUCCUUCCUUCAUCCUAUUUACACCAUGUCAACAAUUCCUUGGAAGUGGCAGCAAUAUGACUUCCUGGAAGACAUUGUCACCCAACGACCCUACUGCCGAGUCCCUCUUCAUCUUCCAAAAGACUAUGUACCUGAUAUUGACACAACUGGAAUUCAUUCUUACUAUGUGGAGACUAUGGAUGGACCUAAGCUUAUGAUAUUUCAGACUGUUUCACAAACAGAUAAGUCUAUCAAGAGCAUUGACAUCAUCACUCUUUAAUAUAGGUCAAGACUGAAGUAUCUUAAUACAUUCAUUUCUAAAUUCGAUUCUGUUUGACUGUUAAAAGUGAGAAUAAUUAUAAGGCCCUUCAACUCAGGCUGUACAUUUUAGAGAUGAAACUUCAUGAGACUGAGGAACUUUGAAAUGGAGUAAUAAGUGUAUUGCCAGUGA